UGAUCACUUCACACAGUCACAGGAGAUUCAACAGAGAGGAUUUUAUUUAUUUCUUUUUUUUUUACUUUGUAUUUUAGCUUCUGCAUACUUCAUACGUAUUUUGAUAAGGUGAAUGGCGACAUUCAGGAAACUUACGAGAAAAGUGUGUAUGGCUUUAAAUCUGUGUCGAUGUCGUCGGCGAUUCCUGCUCAUCUGCUCACCAUGUUUUGUGCUGCUCCCAGUGUACAUCUACGUCUCGGUAGUUUUGACCUAUGCCAUGACACACGGGACAUCCGUCGCUCGUCCCAUGCUACCCUUGCGCUUUAUUGCCACUGGCCUCAGAUUCACUGAAGAUCUGGCUCCUCAUCCUGAAGAGCACUUUUGGAAAACCGAACUAGAUAACGGAGCGCUGUGGAACUUUCUCCAGCAUAUUAAGGACCGCCGAUACAACCCAAUCCUGAAGCAAAAACUGGAUAGUGCAGAAGGCCUCGGCGACGGAGAAAGAUCCACUGGGAAGGAAAGUGGUGGAUCAUGUAAUCCAGAUUAUGAGAUUAGCAAUGCGAUUCCAGAUUAUGAGAUGUUAACAACUCAGAUGAAAGAUUUUGUUGUGUCCAUGCACUGUCGAGACUAUCCACUGAUUCUCGAGCCGUUGGACGUUUGUGACGAUGGACCACUGGCAAAGACUCGGGCUCCGCUGUUGUUCCUUGCCAUCAAAACUCAAAGUGCAAACUUUGAGAACAGGGAAGCGAUUAGAAAAACUUGGGGGCGUUCGGGAAAUGUGAUGGGUAGGGAAAACGAAGGAGGCCUUGUCCGUAGGAUAUUCCUUUUGGGGAUGUCCAAAGACUUGCUUGUUGAAGAUAAAUUAACAUUUGAGAGUAAAAUGCAUGGUGACAUCAUACAGUGGGAUUUUGCAGACACCUUCUUUAACCUUACGCUGAAAGAUGUGUUGUUCUGGGACUGGUUCUCAAGGCGUUGCCCACACGCCCGUUUCAUCUUUAAGGGUGAUGACGAUGUGUUUAUUAGGACGCCGGCCAUCCUGGACUAUCUGCUGGCCGAGGAGAAGAACGUAACUAACGUAACUAACUUUACUAACGUAACUUCAUCGGUGUCUAUGCAAACAAAAAUGGACGACUUUAUUGUUGGUGACGUAAUAAACAAUGCAGCACCUUUACGCUCGAACCAAACAAAGUACUUCGUCCCAGAGAGCUUCUACAAAGGGAUGUACCCCUCAUAUCCUGGUGGAGGAGGGGUGGUGUAUUCUGGAUCUCUGGCCCUUAAACUUUCUCAGGUGUCAAAGAGAGUUCAUCUCUUUCCUAUUGAUGAUGUCUAUGUGGGCAUGUGCCUGCAGAGAAUAGGGGUCUCGCCUAUCCACCACCCGGCCUUUCUCACCUUUGACUUCCCUUUAGAUGAACCUAAGGAUCCCUGUGCAAACCACACCGUGCUCCUGGUCCACAAGCGUAGCCCGAAGGACGUUUUUCGGCUUUGGUCGGAAACAUUGACGCCCAGCCCCGAAUGCAGAAAUGCAACGCUGAGAGUUGAACGUGGAGAUGCUUAAGUGGACUGAAGCCACAUCUCAGUUUUUUGUUAUGCUAAAACAUGUUCUCAUCUAGCAGGUUUAGACAACUAGUAUUUUUAUCACUGUAUGUCAAAACAUUGUGAAAUCCAGUCUCUUGUAGCCUGUUUGGUGUGUUUUUGUGUUUAAUAAGAAGUAAGGCAAUUUACGCAACUGAAACCUGCUUUCAGGCCUUUGUGCAUUCCGUGUACUUUUGUAUGUAUUUAAAUGGAGGCUGAUUGCUUUGUAAUUAAAUUUAUUUAUAACUUAUCUAUUAUACUGCAACAGAAAAUUGCAGUUUCAGUAUUAGAUGCAAUAUUACUCAAGAGUAACACAUUGAAACGGUGAUCAUGCUUCUUUCAGAUCAGUCUAAAAAAUGCUAGGUUGGUAUGGUAGAUGUCACAUGAAUUUCUAUAAAGAAUUUAUUGUGAACGGUAAAAAAUACUUUGCUGCCUUAAAAUAAACCUCAUUUCAACUUACUAUUAUUUAUCUUGACUAGAGAUGAGUUGUUAUAACUUAUAAAAUUAAGUUGACUUUUCUCAACUAUAUUUUAUAAGUUGUGACAACUCAUCUCUGUUGGCAUGACUUGUAAAUCUUAGUUGAUUUAACAAAAAAUUUUAAGGCAGCAAAGUUUUUUUUACAGUGGUGGGACGACUUUCUUUUUCGUGUCAUUUUAAGUAUUGUUUUCUCUUUUUUUUCUUAUUUUUAAAUAAUUGUCUCUUGGGGUUGGGGUUAGAUUUGGGGUUUGGAUGUAUUUUUAUGUAUCGGUUUUCUUUCACUUUUAAAACUAUUCUCGCCUGGAGUUGGGGUUUGGGUUAGGAUGUCUAAAAAUGUAACAGAAAGUGAUUCUAACCCCAACCCAAGCGACAAUGGUAAAAUAUAGGAAAAAACAAUGAGAAAACAAUGCAUAAAAUGACAUGAAAAAGUAAGUCAUGCCACAAACACGAAAAACUAUUUAUAGAAAAAUUUAAAGAGUGACACGAAAAAGACAAUCGUGCUCAUGGACACGAAUAAAUUAAUCAAAAUUUCCGUGAUAACACGACUUUCCGUGAGAUCAGUCUGGGUCAAAAAUCCAUUGGGUUUUAAUUUUACUUAUGCUUGGUUGUUUUAACCCAUUGUUGGGUUAAAUAUAAACCUAUUUUAGCCCAAUGUCUGGGUUUGUCCCUUUUUGACCCGAUGCUGGGUUGACAAUAAGUCAUCAUUUUUUCAGAGAGCUAGUUAUUAGUUAUGGUUAAAAAUAUUUCAUAAAUAUCACCACAAUCUGUAAGGACUUAAAAUAAAGUUGAAUUUGUUAACAUUAGUAAAUGCAUUAACUAAACAUGAACUAACAAUGAUUCAUAUACACACUAAAUAUGCUGGGUUAUUUUCAACUCGGCACUGGGACGAAGAGUACAAGCACAACCUGUUGGGUUGUAAUUUAACCUGGGUGGUGGUUUGGGUUCACUGAAAAAAAUGAUUCAUUGAAUUU
This is a messenger RNA of Paramisgurnus dabryanus, 2999 nucleotides long. RefSeq names its product N-acetyllactosaminide beta-1,3-N-acetylglucosaminyltransferase 2. Lineage: Eukaryota; Metazoa; Chordata; Actinopteri; Cypriniformes; Cobitidae. Gene Ontology annotation, cellular component: Golgi membrane. The record is from RefSeq and is a predicted model, not a curated record. Gene Ontology annotation, biological process: protein O-linked glycosylation; poly-N-acetyllactosamine biosynthetic process. Gene Ontology annotation, molecular function: UDP-glycosyltransferase activity; hexosyltransferase activity.